Toxotes jaculatrix (banded archerfish) is the source of this 1212-nucleotide messenger RNA. RefSeq names its product RALY heterogeneous nuclear ribonucleoprotein (gene raly). The record is from RefSeq and is a predicted model, not a curated record. The coding region runs from base 311 to 1198 and encodes 295 amino acids. The transcript has 9 exons. Lineage: Eukaryota; Metazoa; Chordata; Actinopteri; Toxotidae. Gene Ontology annotation, molecular function: RNA binding. Gene Ontology annotation, cellular component: nucleus.
CGGCAGGAGGACAGGUGCCCAAUUACGCGCGAAGCUUCGCUGCCCGGGCUCCCCCCUCCCAGCCAGCGCUCAGUGGUUCGCUCCAGUCGGAGCUCUGCUGUUGUUCAUCACCGCCCCACUGGCCGCCGCACAGUCGGAGCCUCAGCCCGGUUACCCAGCGCACACUCAGCCUCACUGCCUGCGCACUGCCCGCUCUUCUCCUCUCGCUUCUGCCUCUUCGAGCGUUUUUGCCUCCUGCGUUGAUCCCCGUUUCUCUGCGUCUCUCCCUCCCAAUCAUUUGUCAGUUGCUUCCUUAGCCCGUCUGUCCAGCAUGUCGCUGAAGGUCCAGACCAGUAAUGUGACCAACAAGACAGACCCAAAGUCCAUCAACUCCCGGGUGUUUAUUGGCAACCUGAACACGGCAGUGGUGAAGAAGUCAGACGUGGAGAGCAUCUUCUCCAAGUACGGCCGGGUGCUGGGCUGCUCCGUGCAUAAGGGCUACGCCUUCGUCCAGUACGCCAGCGAAAGGCACGCCAGGGGGGCCGUGAUUGGGGAGAACGGCAGAGUGCUGGCUGGACAGACACUCGACAUCAACAUGGCAGGAGAACCGAAGCCAAACAGACUGAAAGGCCUGAAGCGAUCAGCAGCUUCUCUCUACAGUGGCUAUGAGUUUGACUAUGAUUACUACAGAGAAGACUUCUAUGACAGGUUAUUUGAGUACCGUGGCAGGGUGUCUCCAGUCCCUCGGGUAGUGCCCGUCAAACGUCCGCGGGUGGCAGUGCCUCUGGUACGACGAGUCAAAUCCCUGCCAGUCAAGUUGCUGGCGCGUAACGCCUCUGUCCUCCCCACCAGCAAUGGCAACAAACAGAGAUCAGUGAAAAGUACAGAGCUUCAGGCGAUCAAGUCAGAGUUGACUCAGAUUAAAGCCAACAUUGAAGCUUUGCUGGGCAGACUGGAGCAGAUCACAGAAGACACACACAUCGCCGCCACAGAGCUGAGGAAGGCAGAGGAGUGUAAAAACGAGGAGGCGUGGCAGGAAGGGGAGGGGUCAAGCUCAGAGCUCGAUGAUGAAGAGGAGCAGAGACAGAACAGCGAAGCCGAGGAGGAGGAGGAAGAAGAAGAGGAAGAGGAAGAGGAGGGAGAGCACAUACAGGACGACACCCACGACCACAUGGAAAACAGUCGCCUGUCAUCAGAGAUGGACUCCCUUCACCCAUGAGAGGUGAGUGCUUU